AUGUCCACGAAGACCAAGUUGGCAGAUAUGCUUGGCUUUCGAUCUUCCUUGGGCGCUGCUACGCUGUUUCUGCUAGUCGACAUCACCUGCGAAGCCGAUGGCAUCUUUGUCCCGGAGGACGAGCCAGACCUCGUCCGCUUCGUCAAGGCCCAGCACGCCAAAAAGACCAUGCUUAGGCCAGGUGGCAACGGCCACGGGUUCGGCAACCUCACGACCUGCGUCAAUAAACAACAGCACCCGGCCCUGCACGAACACGGCCUGCAGGUGCAGAACGUCGGCAGCGAAAAGGUGCAGAACUACAUUGGUGCUGCCACUACAGGCACGCACGGCACGGGCAAGCAGAACCAGAACCUGGCUACCCAGAUAAUGGGCCUCCGUGUCCUUGGUGCCCGCGGCAAUGUCCAUCUCGUCAAUAAGCAACAAAACCCCGACCUCCCAAAAGCCUUUUGCGUCUCGAUCGGCGCCCUGGGCAUUAUCACUGAAGUCACCCUGAAUGCCGAGUCCCUCUCAUACAUGAAACGCACCUCAAAAGUCAUCCAGGCCUCCGAGAAUAUCACCGAGUUGUACGCCCAGAUUGCCGAAAUCGGCGCCAAAUACCAGCAGGUCAAUAUUAUUGGGCCCAAUCUCGACUGGAAUGCCGACAGACAGGACCUCGUGCUCAAGCCCGAACUCACCCUCGUCUACUGGGAAGACACCAGCUACGGCGCCGUCCAGAACUGCUCCGAUUUCUGCGCCAAUGACUGCGGCCUCUUCUGCUACCGCGGCUUCAUGGGGCAGUUCGAGCACAUUGUGCCCAUCGAACACCUCGCCGACACGGGAAUCGAUUAUCUCACCCACGCAAAGUCCCAGGCUGAACGUAUGCGUCUGUACCAGGAUGUCGACGUCGACGGCGAGUCCCGCACCGGAUACCGCAGCGACGAUGUCACGGUGAUCACCCGUGAUCACCCGCCUUAUCAAGGGCGACAAUACCUGGUUCUCUCCGCUAAACACGUACGGGCUGCCUCCCAACGCAAGCGGCGUCUUCGCGGCCCUCAAGUACUCCUGGAUUCCCUCGUACAACAACUUCACCAUGCAGUGGUUUCACCAGGAACUGGCGAGCGAGUUUAUCCCGCUGUUUGGGGAGAAGUAUGA
Messenger RNA from Aspergillus nidulans FGSC A4, 1131 nucleotides. RefSeq lists its product as uncharacterized. The record is from RefSeq and is a predicted model, not a curated record. The transcript is spliced from 4 exons. Lineage: Eukaryota; Fungi; Ascomycota; Eurotiomycetes; Eurotiales; Aspergillaceae. Gene Ontology annotation, molecular function: flavin adenine dinucleotide binding; oxidoreductase activity, acting on the CH-OH group of donors, oxygen as acceptor. The coding region runs from base 1 to 1131 and encodes 376 amino acids.